CUAUGUUCGAAGAGGCAAACAUGGAGGACCGACGCUGAAGAGUCAUGAGAACGCCGCAAAACUUUUUGGAUAGUGGAUGCAGGCUAGCCUGCGUCGUUUACUACUUGUGUAUUUUUCAGUUGUUUUGUACUUUCGUCGUUUAAACCACGGAAAGAAAAUGUUUGUAAUGCAGUAAAAGACUGGUCGUUGUUUUUGGAGAAAACGCAGGGGGUCUGGCGCUGGCGAUAUCCCCCUCAACCAUCCCAACGCUAUGCCGUGGGUAAGCAGCAACAAGCGAAGAGAAAGCUCGGAGCUGCCACUGCCCGCGGGCUGGGAGGAAGCACGGGAUUACGAUGGCAGAGUUUUUUACAUUGACCACAACACUCGACAAACUUCUUGGAUUGACCCAAGAGACAGGAUAACCAAGCCCCUGACCUUUGCUGACUGCGUGGGAGACGAGCUUCCCCUUGGCUGGGAGGUGGUGUUGGACCAGCAGGUGGGCGUCUACUACAUCGACCACAUCAACAAGACCACCCAGAUCGAGAACCCGCGGACGCAAUGGCGGCAGGAGCAGGAGCGCAUGCUGAAGGAGUACCUGGUGGUGGCACAGGAGGCGCUCAACGCCAAAAAGGAGAUGUACCUGGUCAAGCAGCAGCGGCUGGAGCUGGCCCAGCAGGAGAUGUUGCUCUUCCAUCAGCUCUCGCAGGACGACACGCGCUCAAUCACCAGCUCACACUCUGGCUCUUCUUCAAAUGCAAAAUAUGACCCUGACCAAAUAAAAGCGGAAAUUGCCUGUAGGCGGGAACGGCUCUCCAGACUCAAGCAGGAGCUGGCACAGGUGAAACAGGAGCUGCAGUACAAGGAAAUGGGAGUGGAGACCCUGCAAGAGAUUGACAGGAAGAUGUCCAGCAGUCAGACCAGCUACAAGCUGGACGAGGCCCAGGCCAUCUUUAACGAGCUGCGCAGCAUCAAGAAGGCAAUCAGCUCAGGCGAGAAGGAGAGGCAGGACCUCAUCCAGAGCCUGGCGAAGCUCACGGUGAACUUCCACAGCAGCUUGUCCAUUGGCGAUUCGGUAAAUGAGGUGGCCAACAGUGGCGCUCCCUUGGGUGACUCAUGCCAUCUGCAGCAGUACUGUGACACCGGCUGUCAGACUGAAUUCACAGGAGAGUUUGGCUCCCAAGAUUUCUCUCCAUUAGUGGACAAAGAGAGACUCAACUGGCAGUAUGAAGAAUCUAAGAAAAGAGUGUCCAGCAUCCAGCACCAGCUGGCCCAGCUGGACAGCGAGACCUGGUGCGGGCGGGCCGAGGCGGACCGGGACAGCCUGCAGCUGCUGCGCGAGAAGGAGGCCCUGCUGCAGGAGCUGACGCUGCUUAGCCAACAGCAGCGCCCCCCGGAGGCCUUCCUGCAGCUGGAGGAGGAGCGCCGGCGCCUGGAGGAGGAGGUGCAGAGGGCCCGCAGCCUGCAGAGCCAGGGAGCCAACCAGAGGAUUCUGCAGCAGGAGAAGAGGAAUGUGCUGCUUAGACAGCUCGAGGAGGCCACUCGCAUCACCACCUACCUCCACUCCCAGCUCAAGAGGUACUGGAGCCUCUCGUCAAGGCCACCAGUGGACACCACUCCAGCCACCACCACCUCCACCCAUUCAUACUGCACACUCACUCUGUCUGCCAGCAACCUGACCAUGUCGUCCAGCAGUAGCCGAGGCUCGCUGGCCUCCAGCCGGGGUUCCCUGGCGUCCAGCCGCGGCUCGCUCAGCUCCGUCAGCUUCACGGACAUCUACGGCCUGCCGCAAUAUGAGCGCGCCGAGGCCCCCACGCUGGACCCUUCUGACCCGCACCUGCGCUACCUGCUGCCCCUGGAGGCCCCCGUCGGGGUCAGCGGGAUGGGCAGCGGCUGCUACGGCUCGGACCUGCUGAGCCUGGGCAAGGCCAAGCGCUCUCACGACAACACGCCGCAGUCGCUGGCGUCGCUCUCAUCGCGCUCUUCGCUCUCCUCGCUGUCGCCACCCAGCUCGCCAAUGGAGUACCACUCGGCACCGCAGGACUGCCCGCUCGCCCAGAUGACCGAGGAGUACAUGGAGCUGGCGGGCCGAGGCAUCCUGGAGAGUCUCCGCGGCCAGGGCCAGGUGCCACUGCAGCCGCAGCAUCCUGCACUGCUGCCCACAGGGACGGCCGAGGCCGAGCUGGCCGCUGCUCACCUUCUGGAGGCCAAGGGGCUCCGAGAAGGAGGGCCUCAGGGGUCGUUUCCUCCGACAGGAGUGACCCUGCGAUGCAACAGCAGCAACAGGAACAGCAGGAGAGCCAGGAGGGCUUCAGCUGGGGUGUGCGAGGAGGCGCUGGCCACAGACAGUGGCGUGUUUGAGGCCUGGAGCAGAAGCAGAACGGAAGAAUCAGACGAGAUUGUGUACAGCCGGGAUUCUGUCACCACAGCUGAAGCGCCGCAGAUUCAAUUAGGACUUCUCUAUGAUGCGAGCUCGCAGUGUCUCGUGCUGCAUGUUCUGCAGAUGAGGAAUUUCAACAAAGUUGCCGUGAAGGAAGGCUACCGAGUCUAUGUGAAGGUGCACGUGCUGCCUGUGGACCCCAGCCGGCCGUAUCCCUACUACUGCUGUCGGCCCCAGGAGCCACGCUCGCCGCUCAGCUUCAACGAGGGCUUCCACGUGCCGCUGGCCGCAGACAGCCUGGCCUUGCUCAGCCUGCAGCUCAGCGUCUGCGCAGUGGGCAUGCAGGCGCAGGAGGAGCUGCUGGGCAUGGCUCGGGUGGCGCUAGCCGACUGCGAGAACAGUGCAGAGAUGGUAGUCACCUGGCACCGGAUCCAGCUCUCCGGCACCAAGGAGCUCCACCGUGCAGACGCGGUCAGCCACAGCGGUGGGACUGGGCACAGCGUGGAGGAAGAGGAGGAGGAGGAAGAGGAAGUGGAGAAGGCAGGCCAACGGCAUGCAGAAGAGCAAUCAAGGCUGAAGGUAUCAGGGUCAGCUCUAUUGGCUCGUGCCUCCACCCAGCUGGAGGAGGUGGAGAGAGAGCUGGACCUCAGCGAGGAGGAGCUGGAGAGGAAGGAGGAGCAGGGAGAGGCAGUGUCCGAGAGGAGCUGGCAGGCUGAGUCUGUGGACAGUGGCUGUAGCAACAGCACAGCGUUUGUGGCGCCCUGUGUGGAGGGGCUCUGUGCUGAGGGCAUCUGCAUGGCCAGCGGAGGGCGCUGUGUGCAGCCCACUGACAGAGGACUCGUCAGGGUGGAUAAGGCUACAAACACCGAGGUGGUCUUCCCUGAGCCAAUGAGGGUGCGGCCGAAGGAACGCGGGGGUCGUUGGGGACACGGCUCGCCUUUCAUGCGAGGCAGCGCCAUUGUUCGCUCGCAGACUUUCUCCCCAGGAGCACGCAGCCAGUAUGUGUGUAGGUUGUACCGAAGCGACAGCGACAGCUCUACACUACCAAAGAAGUCCCCCUUCAUCAGAAACACUCUAGAGAGAAGAACUCUGCGCUACAAACAGCAGUCGUACCGCUCGUCGCUGGCAGAGCCGCCCACGCGCACCUCCCUGGACCUGGAGCUGGACCUCCAGGCAUGCCGCACGCGCCAGCGGCAGCUGACCGAGGAGCUGAGCACGCUACGGGAGCUCAAGGUGCGGCUGGAGGAGCCACAGACACGCGACACCCCCGACACCCCGCCCCUCUGGGCCCUGCGUGACGAGCGCUUCCGGUGCCUGCUGCGCGAGGCCCACAGACAGGCCAAGCAAAGCCGGCAGGAGCAACGACAGGAGGAGGCGGCUGACCGGCGACUGAGGAAGGCCUCCAAAGAGGUGCUGCAGAUGCGGGGCCAGAGCCAGAAGGAGCCCUUGCCUGUUCAAACGUUCAGAGAGAAGAUGGCAUUCUUCACUAGACCAAGAUUCAACAUACCUCCUCUGCCAGCAGACGACGUAUGAGUGCAAGACUCUACACUACAUGAUCUAAUAUGAAGUAUCUGUCUAUUUUAUUUUUUUCUCUGUUCCUUAUUUUGUGUAUUUGUAUUCAAAAAGCCCAUGAAGUCAUAAGAACAAAUUGUAGUUAUUUCUGCAGAUUGAAAUCUAAAGAUGGAAUACAAAGUGAACAAAAGAGCUUUACCAAAAGGAGUGUUUGUGUGUGAGAGUGUGUGGGUGGGUAGUAACUAACACAGACACGCAUUCACACACACAUUUUUGUAAUUAUUGACAUGUAUUUUUGAGAGGGAAAAAGUGGGUCUACUUAUUUUAUAAGAGGAAAACAAAUCUUUUUACAUCUGUACGAUUUAACGAUUUACCCCAAAUGAAUCUCCUUUUUUUGUUUUGCUUUCGUAAGGCUGGAAGACGGGAACAAAGUCAGUUUAGACUAAUUCACUGUACUGUAACUUAUUUUAUAGUACUUUUCCUUGAAGGAAAUAAAAAUGCUACGCGCUUGUAGGUGUAUUUUAUAAAGCUUAAGACAAAUAGCACUUCAGUGUUGACGUACAGUAGAAUGAACCUUCCGGCUGAUUUUGUUUCUGUUACCUGACUCUUUAAAGUUAUUUGCAUAAAAUGUCACUUUUUUAAUCCACUUUUAUUACAGUUGUCAUUGUCUUCUGUGCUGUUAUUAUAUUAAAAUUAUUAAUAUUAA
This is a messenger RNA of Alosa alosa (allis shad), 4574 nucleotides long. RefSeq names its product WWC family member 3 (gene wwc3). The record is from RefSeq and is a predicted model, not a curated record. Gene Ontology annotation, cellular component: cytoplasm. Gene Ontology annotation, molecular function: molecular adaptor activity; kinase binding. Gene Ontology annotation, biological process: regulation of hippo signaling; cell migration; regulation of DNA-templated transcription. Lineage: Eukaryota; Metazoa; Chordata; Actinopteri; Clupeiformes; Clupeidae. The transcript is spliced from 23 exons. Bases 251 to 3889 code for a protein of 1212 amino acids.